This is a messenger RNA of Schizosaccharomyces octosporus yFS286, 1779 nucleotides long. RefSeq names its product siderophore-iron transporter Str2. NCBI's taxonomy places the organism in Eukaryota, Fungi, Ascomycota, Schizosaccharomycetes, Schizosaccharomycetales, Schizosaccharomycetaceae. The record is from RefSeq and is a predicted model, not a curated record. Bases 1 to 1779 code for a protein of 592 amino acids. Gene Ontology annotation, molecular function: transmembrane transporter activity. Gene Ontology annotation, biological process: transmembrane transport. The transcript is spliced from 2 exons.
AUGAAUCGAAACUAUGGAACUAUGGAAACAAAUGAGCCUUCUAUUGAUGGCUUUUAUAACAAGAACACAAUAGAAAGCCACUUAAUCAGUCAAGAAAGACAACUGGCGGUUUCACCGAGGACCCAGGUUGAUCGACAGUCAGACAUGUCCCUGGAGGGAGUCUCAAAAGUACAAGCCAUUGCCUCCACUUGGUCAAGAAAAUCAGUAAUUGUUGCAUAUUUAGGCCUUUAUUUAUUAGCAUUUGCUACUUCAUUAGAACAGCAAACUACUGUCUCUUUACAAAGAUAUGCAACUAGCAAUUUUUCUGCUCAUUCUAAUUUGGCAACAAUCAAUCUCGUCAGCAACAUACUUUUGGCCGUGGUUCGUGCUCCUAUGGUCAAGGCAGGGGAUGUGUUUGGCCGUACAGAAAGUAUAACUCUAGCUUUAUGCAUGGCUGUAUUUGGCUAUGUUCUCUUGGCCUGCUCACGAAAUAUUGGAACAUUUACCCUUGCCUAUAUUAUUUACAUUUGCGGUCAGACUGGCAUUGGGAUUCUCUCUCAGCUCAUUAUUGCUGAUACGUCUUCUCUAUUAAACAGGGGAAUUUUAUCUGCUAUUCCUGAACAGCCUUAUCUUCUUACUGUCUGGAUGGGGCCAGCCCUUGCUCAAGCGUUUCAUCCUGAGAGAGCCAUGGGCUGGAGAAUUGGAUACGGUAUAUGGGCCAUCAUUCUUCCCGUCGUAUCGCUCCCUCUCUUACUUUCCCUUUAUUUUAACCAACAAAAAGCUAAGGCGGCUGGCUUAUACAGAGAACACCACCAAUUUUUUAAUAAUUCUACUUUUCUUAACUUUUGGCAAGAGCUAGAUGGAGUAGGAAUAUUAUUAUUCAUUUCAGGAUUUGGAUUGUUCCUUCUUCCUUUUUCCCACUCCAGCACGGUUGUGUCUCCCGAGUCGAAUUUACUGACCUGCUUAACAAUGGGGUUGGGUCUGCUCCUACUUGUUGCUCUAUGUGUUUAUGAUUCCAAAUAUGCUGUUUACCCAAUUUUCGCAUUACGUUCUCUGAAGGAUCGGACUGUUUUGGGUGCAUGUUUUCUAAUUUUCCUGUACUUUAUGACCUAUUCCAUUUUUUCUAAUUUCCUCACUUCUUACUUACAGGUAACGCAUGACCUUUCCAUAGACGCUAGUGGGUUGAUUGUUAAUGUGUUUAUAUUUUCUAUGACCACUUCUGCUAUUUGCUCUGGUUUCCUUAUGAAGAAGUUUGCGAGGUUUAAAGUACUAUUAAAGUUUUCCAUUCCUUUGUAUCUUCUUGGAAUCAUAGGCUACAUUCUUUUUGGAUUUGAUAAUGAAAAUUCAAAUAUCCGAAGAAUUGUUUUUAUGCUUUUUGUUGCAGGUGUUGGAGGGGGAUUACUUACCCUUAGUGCUCAAGUGGCAGUCCAAUCCGUGUCUUCACAUACAAAAGUAGGCCAAAAUUUAACUCUAUAUUUAACUUUCUCUUCUGUUGGAGGUGCUUUCGGGUCUGCUAUAGCAGGUGGUGUUUGGAGCAAAAAGCUUCCUUAUAGAUUACUUACAAGCCUAGAAGGAUUAUUACCGGUUCCUGAAAUUGAAUCUAUUUUUCGAGAUUUACGAACAGCUUUAUCUUACCCUCCGAAUUCGCACAUAAGAAAUCUAAUUAAUGCAUCGUAUUCUUCUACUCAGAAGGACUUGUUUCGGGUCUCUCUAAUUUUUUCGAUUUUAAUGAUUAUCGGUCUUUAUAUAAUCAGAGAUGUUUCUUUAACCCCCGAACCCCAAAACGAACCGGCUGACUAA